AAGUAGAUCGGGCGUGUAUCGAUCCCUCCGCGCUGGCGCAGAGCGCUGCGAAGCGUCUCAUCAGCGGCGGUGAUUGACAGCUGUCAGCGGCGAGACGCGGAGUUGAGGCGGCAGCGGCGCGCGAACGGAGAAGAUCGCUGAUUCCACGCGUUCGGGGCGCACUAGAUGACGCGGCGGAGUGAUCGCGGUAGCGCUCGCGCGGUUUUCCUUUUAGAGAAAGCGCGUCGCUCGCGGAGCUCCAGGAGGAGGCGAAGCGGGAGUGAAGCCGGCAGAAGGCGCUCAGGUUCAGCAUCACUUCUCAAAGUUUCUCGCAGACUCUGUUUGUGUAUGAGCGCAGCUUCGGAACUCGCUCUCUCACAGACUGUCGCCCCAGCGCUCCGCUGCCGUCACACGGAUCGUUCUCUCCGGUUUCUAGGAUGUUAUCCAGCCAGACCGGAGCGGCUCUGAGUGGAGCCGGAUCAGCGGCGGGGAAGAGCGCAGGCCACGGCGCGGUGCUGAUGGGCGCCGGGGUCCGCGCGGGGUUCGCUCGGGGACUGGGGCCGCUGCAGGCUGGAGCGAUGGGGCUCGGGAUGCCCGGGAGAUUCGAGCCGGAUAAAGAGGGACCCCCGCACGUGUGCAGCGGCUCUGACGCGGACUCUGACUCGGGCGAUGAGGACGAGCCCAUGGGAUCAAUCGGGGACGGCAGGAGAGCAGGCGGCGUCAAGCGGGAGAGAGCGGAGAUGGAGGCGGCGAUGGUGGGACCGAAGGCCGGCUUGCCCUCCGGGGUGCUCGCGGGUGGAGUGGCCGGAGCGAAACCGGGCAAGAAGACCCGCGGCAGAGUGAAGAUAAAGAUGGAGUUUAUAGACAACAAACUGCGACGGUACACGACCUUCAGCAAGAGGAAGACGGGCAUCAUGAAGAAGGCGUACGAGCUCUCCACGCUCACAGGAACUCAGGUGCUGCUGCUGGUGGCCAGCGAGACGGGGCACGUCUACACGUUCGCCACACGUAAGCUGCAGCCCAUGAUCACCAGCGAGACGGGCAAAGCUCUGAUCCAAACCUGCCUGAACUCCCCGGACUCCCCGCCGCGCUCCGACCCGUCCACGGACCAGCGCAUGAGCGCCACGGGCUUCGAGGAGACGGACCUCACCUACCAGGUGUCUGAGUCCGAGAGUCUGGGAGAAUCCAAGGUGAGUUUGCGGCUCCUCGCUCAGAAUUGAAUCUUCUUCCAAGGUCUGUCAUCGUGUUUUAUGAAUCUGUGAAUCACAAAGACUCGAGUCGGUCCAAAAUCUACACGCUGAAGAGUUAUUGUUGCCAUAUCGAAGCGCUCAAGUGUUUAAUUCGUCGCGUCUGCGCCGCGUGUUUGUUCUUCUGAUCUGCCUCUCCAGACGCUCUGUGUUCACUAGAGUGAUUCACAU
Messenger RNA from Cyprinus carpio (common carp), 1397 nucleotides. Its product is annotated as serum response factor-like. The transcript is spliced from 2 exons. The record is from RefSeq and is a predicted model, not a curated record. Gene Ontology annotation, molecular function: RNA polymerase II cis-regulatory region sequence-specific DNA binding; DNA-binding transcription factor activity, RNA polymerase II-specific; protein dimerization activity. NCBI's taxonomy places the organism in Eukaryota, Metazoa, Chordata, Actinopteri, Cypriniformes, Cyprinidae. Gene Ontology annotation, biological process: positive regulation of transcription by RNA polymerase II. The coding region runs from base 417 to 1199 and encodes 260 amino acids.